CGGUUACCGUGCAUGGUCUAUCGCGGCUCUGAGUUGCGCCAAUCCGGCAGGCUACAAGGCUGUUGACCCAGUUAAUGGUUAUCAUAAUAAUAAUAUUCUAAUAUUGUUUUAUCCGCUCCGCGUACAACACGCUGCGACGACGACGAUCAGUCCUCGUGAGUCGCCAGAACGAAUACAAUACCUAUAUAUAAUACAUAAUAUAUACAUAUUAAACAUUACGAUACAUUACGCGGCUCUGCUGCAGUUUCCCAUAACUAUGGCUCGAUGGCGCACGGUCCAACCCGCGACAGUGCCGUUCGUGCUCAUAACUACGUCCUCCGUCGCGGUGAAAUUGCUGAUAGCUGCAGUGGCGGCUCUGUCUUCGUCGGUGUCAGCUUCGGGAUGGACCAACUCGACGGACGUAAUCCGGGUAGUUCAAUUCAGCAACAGUCUGGUGCCUCCUUUGUUCAACCACUACUCCAAAGGCCGAGAUAACCUGGUCUUGGCGCCUUUCGGGGUAGCUACUAACGUGGCCAUGAUGCUGGAAGGUUUACAAGGUCGGGCCGCCGAAGAGGUAACCACGCUGUUCCGGCUCCAGGCAAAGGAAGUACGUCAACAGCUGAGGAGAGGUUUUAAAAUGAUUUUUGAUACGUUCGGGGAUGAUUCGGAUGGUGAUUUUGCCGGAUCUUACAACAAAGCAUCUGUGACUAGUUCCCGGGUUAUGCCAUCGUCAUACAUAAACAGACUUUCGAAAUAUUACCAAGCUAAUGUUACCACAAUACGAAGCGAGAAUUCGAACAACAGCUUAAGUGAUAUUUUAGAAUUACGAAGCGAUACAGGAAUAAUAAGUCAUUGGAAAGACUACCAAAAACUAGCAACGUAUACUUACUUAUCGUAUCAACCAUCAGCACCAUUUACUAAAUCUGACGGUUCAAUUGUCUAUGUCCCAAUGAUACCACAGACCGGAAUGUUCAAAAUCGGAUACGUACCACAAUUAAAAUGCUUAGCUGCUGAAUUAAUGUUUGAGACCGACAAAGUGAGUAUGCUCAUCAUGAUGCCGGACGACGUUAACGGAUCGGAACUGAUGAUCGAGAGAUUGUCCAAAGACAACUACUUGGACAUUUUGGACUCGCUGGGCUACCAGAACACAGAAGUACUAUUGCCACAGCUGGCCGCAUUCACUAACGGUCUGGAUUUGGAACCGUUCUUCAAGAAGCUCGGCGUCAAGGCGGCCUUCAAUCAGACGGUCAGUGACAACGCCGACAACAAUAACAAAACUUCGUCGACGAGCCGCGAUCACGCGUCCAAGUCUCCCGUGGUCACUUUGGUGUCGAUGAAACAGAACGCGUACUUUUCAAUGUCGUUCAUCACAAUCAAUUCGGUCGGCUCGGUCGGCACAAAGUUAGGCAUCCGUUCAUCUGGCUCGAGACAAAAACGAGGCAUUGCUACUAAAGUAGUAUUUGACAGGCCGUUUGUAUUUUUUGUUUAUAACAAAUUAACUGGAUUAAUAAUGUUGGCAGGAAAAAUAACAAAUCCUACACAAGUGCCCACCACUAGUUAAUAAUUUAUAAAUAAUAGUAAUAUUUGUUGUAUGUUUAAUAAUAUAAGUAGAGACUUAUUAUUCAUGUAAUGAUUACUACUUGCUACCUAGUUACAAGUUAUACAUAAUAUUUUAAAUAUAAUUUAUAAUUAAAAUGUUUUAAUUUAAAUCAUAAAUGGAAUAUUUAUUUGUACAUAAAUUGUUAUUUUUGUAUGUAUAUAUUUUAAUUUAGUUUUGUUUUUUAAAUUUGUAUAUGACUAUAGAUAUACGAUUUAAUAGUAUAUAUAUAAUAUAGUAUUAUAGCCAUAUAUAUAUAUAUAUAUAUAUAUAUAUAUUUGUAUGUUAUAAAAAAUAGUUGUUUAAUAAUAUUUAUUCAAUAUGUGCUAUGAAAGUGUUAAUUUAAAAAAAUAUUUUAAGUAUGUUUAAGUAUUCAUUCAAUUGUCACUAUUUAGUAUUCAAAUAAUAUAGUAUUAUUUUGUGUUUUUUAUACAUAUAACUUAUAUCAUACUUUAUUAAAAUAAUAUAUACAUAUUAUAUACUUAAAUAUUAUAA
Messenger RNA from Aphis gossypii (cotton aphid), 2071 nucleotides. RefSeq names its product serpin B5-like. The record is from RefSeq and is a predicted model, not a curated record. Bases 257 to 1540 code for a protein of 427 amino acids. Gene Ontology annotation, molecular function: serine-type endopeptidase inhibitor activity. The transcript has 7 exons. Lineage: Eukaryota; Metazoa; Arthropoda; Insecta; Hemiptera; Aphididae.